CCCAACAAACACAAACGCACAGAGACAGGAAGAGAGAGAGAAAGCGGAAAACUUCAUCUGAUCUUUCUCCUCAUAAUGGCUCUAAACUUAAAUCUGAAGUCCGAUACCAUGAACCACAAGAAGUGAAUGUCAGCGAUCGGGUGUAGUUAUGACAGCUCUGUCGCGCGGUCGUUUCUGAGACACAAAGCGCGGUUUGUUUGUUGUUCCAGAGGUCGAGACUAACUUAACUCCUCACGAGCGGGGACUUUUGCGCGGAGAUCUGUGGAUUAUGAUCUGGUGCUUCAGACUCUAGCGCCGAAUACUGAACCGUGAACGGUCCACGUAAGAGACCUCCGGGGGAUCGCGGUUCAAACUUCCCUCCUUUUCUUUUGUGCCGGGGGACGAGCUCGAGCCGGCGGCGCGCAGCAGCACCAGGCCGCGGGAUAAGACGCCUCCGCGCGGGGCAGGGACAGUGUGAGUGUGUGCGGGGAGCAGAACCCGCACAUUUAAGAGAAAUUAAGUGAUUUUAGGGCGCAGCACCAAGUGCAACUAUGGAUCCGAACUCAGCAUCAGCUGGCGCUUCCAAAAGUGGGAAAGAAAAGGACAAGAAAAGCAAGAAGACCUACGAAGAUGGAGAGAGCAAAAAGAAGUUUACUCUCAAAAGGCUGAUUCCCGAUGAGCUGGAGCGGUUUACCAGUAUGAGGACGAAGAAGGAGAAGCCGGUCAUGCAGGGAAACAGGCACUCAUCCGCCGCUCAGUAUGAGGUUCCAUCACAGAGCAGCUCGAUGUAUGAACUCCCGGAUGAGGAUGUGCUACAGCUCUUCGAACAGAUGCUGGUUGAUAUGAAUCUGAAUGAGGCCAAGCAGCAGCCAUUGAGAGAGAAGGACAUCUCCAUUAAGAGAGAGAUGGUCUCUCAAUACCUGCACACCUCUGCUGCUGGAAGGAGUCAAAAGGAAAGUUCAAAGUCGGCGAUUGUCUAUAUUCAAGAGCUGAGGGGGGAUUUGAGAGAUUCUCAAUUACUGAGCUGCCUCGAGUCACUGCGGGUGUCUUUAAACAACAACCCUGUCAGCUGGGUGCAGACGUUUGGAGACGAGGGUUUGGCUUUGCUUCUUACAUUCCUCAGAAAACUGCAAGAUGAGAAAGAUGAACCUGGGAAUAAUGGGAUUGGUGUUAAAUGUCAACAUGAGAUUAUUCGGUGUCUGAAAGCUUUCAUGAACAACAAGCACGGUCUCAAAGCCAUGUUGACAUCAGCAGAAGGAAUUACUCUCCUUGUGCGAGCCAUCAAUCCAAAGGUUUCCCACAUGAUGGCGGAUGUUGUCAAGCUGCUGUCUGCUAUCUGUAUCCUGGAGCAUCCCGACAACCCUCAUGAACGUGUUUUGGAGUGCAUCACAGAGCAGGGAGAGGAGCAGGAAGUUGAGCGAUUUCAGCCUCUGUUGUCUGGCAUGCACAAAAACUCCAUCGCUCUGAAGGCCGGCUGUAUGCAACUGAUCAACGCUCUCAUCAGUAGAGUAGAAGAACUGGACUUCAGGAUUCACCUUCGCUCAGAACUCAUGAGACUCGGCCUCAGAGAACAGCUAAAGGAGGUGAAGUCAAUAGAGAAUGAGGAGCUCCGCGUUCAGCUGCUGGUUUUUGAAGAACAGGCUGAGGAAGACAUGGAAGACCUUCGCUCUCGUUUGGAUGACGUCCGUAUUGAGAUGGAUGAUAUGAAUGAAGUCUUCCAGAUCGUGAUGAACACAGUGAAGGACUCGAAAGCCGAGCCACACCUUCUGUCCCUCUUCCAGCACCUGCUGUUGGUCCGAAGUGACUACAUGGUCCGGCCUCAGUACUAUAAACUCAUUGAUGAAUGUACAGCUCAGAUAGUUCUGCAUAGGAAUGGCUAUGAUCCCGACUUCAAAUGCCGAAAAUUUGACCUGGAUGUUGGGUACCUAAUUGAUAACAUGGUUGAUCAGACCAAAGUGGAAAUUAGUGAAUCCAAGGCCACGGAGCUGGAAAAGAAGUUGGAUGCAGAACUCAUGGCGCGUCACGAGCUGCAAGUGGAGCUGAAGAAGAUGGAGGCCGAUUAUGAGCAGAAGGUUUUGGACCUGAGCGCAGAGAAAGACACGCUGGGAAAAGAGAAAAGCGACAAAGAGAAAGAGAACCAGGGGCUGCAGUCUAAUAUCACCCAGCUGAAAGAAAAGAUUGAAAAGCUUUCAAAAGAUCUCGAAGAAGCCAAAACCAAGGUCAUCACAGUGCACGUGCCUGUGGCCCCACCCCCUCCUCCAUCAACCGGCCAAUCACAUUCUACCAUGCCACCACCACCCCGUCCCGGUGAGGCCUCCCUCCCAGGACCUCCCCCGCCUCCUCCACCUCCUCCUCUGCCUGGACAAAGCUUCAUGAUGCCCCCGCCUCCACCUCCUCUGCCCGGAGCACACGGUAUGCCCCCACCCCCGCCUCCACCUCCGCUGCCCGGAGCACAUGGUAUGCCCCCGCCUCCACCACCUCUGCCAGGGGCACCGGGUAUGCCUCCACCUCCGCCUCCUUUACCCGGAGCGCCCGGUAUGCCACCGCCACCACCACCUCCACCGGGAAUGACCGGCAUGCCUCCGCCGCCUCCUCCGAUGGGCGGACCAGGGAUGCCUCCGCCCCCGCCGGGCGGGUUUGCUGCAUGGGCGCCUCAGGUUCCUCAGCUGCCAUUCGGCCUACAGCCCAAGAAAGAUUACACACCUGAAGUUCAGCUGAAGAGAGCAAACUGGAGUAAGAUCGCAGCCGAGGAUCUGUCUGAAAACAGCUUCUGGGUAAAAACUAAGGAGGAUCGCUUUGAGAACAAGGAGCUGCUCGCCAAACUCACGCUCACCUUCUCUACCCAAACCAAGACUAAGAAAGAUCAGGACACAACUGAUGAGAAGAAAAGUGGCCAGAAGAAGAAAGUGAAAGAGUUGAAGGUGCUGGACGGCAAAACAUCCCAGAACCUCUCUAUUUUCCUGGGUUCGAACAGAAUGCCCUAUGAAGACAUGAAGAAUGUCAUUCUGGAGGUCAAUGAGAAGGUUCUCACAGAAAACAUAGUGCAGAGUUUACUGAAGCUUCUGCCGGAAGAGGAGCAACUGAACAUGUUAUCAGAGUUGAAGGACGAGUACGAGGAACUCGCAGAGUCUGAGCAGUUUGGAGUGGUGAUCAGUUCAGUCAAGCGUCUGAAGCCUCGUCUCAGCUCCAUCCUCUUUAAGCUUCAGUUUGAUGAGCAGGUGAAUAACAUCAAGCCGGACGUGGUGGCCGUAACCGCCGCCUGCGAGGAGCUCAGAAAGAGCGAGAGCUUCGCCAAACUGCUGGAGAUCACGCUGCUGCUGGGAAACUACAUGAACGCCGGCUCGAGAAACGCCAAAGCGUUCGGCUUCAGCAUCAGUUAUCUGUGCAAGUUAAGGGACACUAAAUCUGCGGAUCAGAAACAGACUCUUCUGCAUUUCCUGGCUGAAACGUGUCUGGAGCAGCACCCGGAGGUCAUGACCUUCACCGAUGAGCUCAUCCACGUGGAGAAAGCCAGCAAAGUCUCGGUGGAGAACCUACAGAAGAAUCUGGACUUUAUGGGAAAACAGAUUAAGAGCCUGGAUAAAGACAUCGAGACCUUUCCUCCUCCACAGAGCGAUAAGGACAAAUUCGUCGAGAAAAUGACCAGUUUUGUAUCGACGGCUCGUGAGCAGUAUGAGAAACUCGACUUGAUGCGUGAGAACAUGGAGAAGCAGUAUGAGGACCUGGCCAAGUAUUUUGUGUUCGACCCUAAGAAGAUGACCUCAGAAGAGUUCUUCGGUGACCUCAACAACUUCAGGAACAUGUUCCAGCAAGCAGUGAAAGAGAACCAGAAACGGAAAGAAGCAGAGGAGAAGAUUCGUCGAGCCAAACUUGCGCGAGAGAAAGCCGACCGAGAAAAGGAGGAGAAACAGAAGAGAACAAUCGCAGGACAGAUCCCCAACAUUAAUGAUGAUGGUGAUGAGACCGGCAUCAUGGAUGGUCUGUUAGAGGCUCUUCAGUCUGGAGCUGCCUUCAGGAGAAAGAGAGGACCUCGACAAGCAGCCAAUAAUCGGAGAGGAGCCGGUCAAGCCGUGACAAACAUUCUAGCCAAAGAGCUGCUGCAGGAGGACGCCCCGGCCUCCAGCACCAAAAAAUCCCGAUUGGACGUUGUGGACAGUAAGAAGAAGACAGCUGAAGAUAUGAGUUCACUGGAGGAUCUGUUAGAAGACAUGCCGUCACGGUCAAAUUAGGAACUUUCUCUAUUAAUUCAGCAGAUUCCGAUUGUGCUCUGGGACCAAAUGUAUGAGGGCGGGGCUCUCGCUAAACCACACCCUUAAAAGAGCUUAUACAGCCUCCUAUUGGCCGUCACAUUGCCCUGAUAAAUACGUCAUCCUUUUCUCCACCGUGGUUUUUCUUUCUUUUCCCCAUCAUUCGUUCAUCUCAGAUGCUCACAUUUUGUGAAUAUCUAUCCCAGAAUGCUUUGUUGUCUCAGAACAGAGAUUCAUCUCAAUAUGUUCAGUCUGCUUUGUUCGGUUUUGAUUGUUUGUUUUUGUUUUGUUAAAAAAAAAAAAAGCCGCUGGAUGUUUGAAUUUAAUGUGAUGUUUUACACCAAACACAAAGUGCCAUUAAUGUCCGGCCCAUAAAUACGAUUCAGGGUGUCGUUCGGUCGGUGUGUACUGGAACUGUUCUCACUGAGGUUCUGUAGCCCAUCACAGGUUAAGACAAGUACUUUUAAAUGUUCACGAGAUUUCACUUUCUACUUCUUUUUUUCUCGUUUUAAGCGAAUAAGAUUGAAACAUUUUGACAAAUCUUGGUGAGCUCUCAAUGGCUUCAGUCCAAAUGGUUUUACAAAUAAUUUUUUCACACGCUCUCUUGUAUAAUUGCAAGUUUCUUGAAUGACGGCAGUUGCCGUGCGCUCGUUGUGUCUUGACAGAGAUGUCAUUGAAACACCUGUGAUGUGUUUGUGAAAUACCGUCAAACUGCUGAUACUGUACACACACACACUUAACAGAUGUACAUCAUUCUCUUGACACGUUCGCAUCUGUUGGCAAAUGUUAAGUCGAAUUUCUUGUCCGAGCUGAAAGCUACAAACAUUUUGACUUGAUGCUCGUAGAUUUGUUGAAUGUUGCAGUCGGGUAAUAUAAUUUUCCUCUUGUUUUAGGGCUGUUACUGAAGUGUCAGUGAUAAAUAGUUAUUUUAGGUCUCUAGUUCACUGUGAGAGUAAACAUUGAUAUUCACAGGGAAAUAUGAUGUCGGACUUUCUUUGCGGAUUGAUUUACCUGAAUGUGGGUGUUGGCUGAAUGUCUGAGGGUGGAGAUCACCGUCUAACGCCAUAACCCGACUGCAUCAGUCCAGACAUCCUGAGAAGUUGUUUUCUGGAUUUUGCUGUAUUUAAAUAAACAGUCAUUAAUAUAACGAGACAAUACUGGAGCAAGCACAUCUGAAAUCGCCUUGUUCUGGAAAUAACGAAGCCAAAGUUUUUGUUUUCUGAAUUUCCGUGGACUGCGUUUUGAAGACCUGCACGGCACCAGAUUCUCCACAAAACUUUGAUUCGUCAUUUGGUUGGAUGGUUGCGCGACCAACAUGUUCACCUUCCUGUGAGAAGCUGAUAAAUAUCACAGAAUAAACAAAGACACUUUGUGUUUUCAUCGUUUAGUAUUUUUUAAGGAAACUUUUUUCUAUGUUAAUUUUUAUUGUUGAUUAUUUUACUGUAACAAUAUAGAGAUUGUAUCUGUGAGAAUUGUUUGGUCAGAUUGUGUAUACGAGUGACCGUAGAGAUGUUUAUUGUGAUGAUCUCUGAACCCACACCAUUAAAAGAUCUUUAAUACUC
Molecule: messenger RNA, 5788 nt
Organism: Triplophysa dalaica
Lineage: Eukaryota; Metazoa; Chordata; Actinopteri; Cypriniformes; Nemacheilidae
Gene: diaph1
Product: protein diaphanous homolog 1
Exons: 26
Coding region: 531-4208 (1225 amino acids)
Biological process (GO): actin filament polymerization; actin cytoskeleton organization
Cellular component (GO): cytoplasm; actin filament
Molecular function (GO): small GTPase binding; microtubule binding; actin binding
Source: RefSeq, a predicted model, not a curated record